GAAAUAAAAAAAUUAUUAUCCAAACUCGAUUGAAAUUGAAUAAACUUACCGAGCCGAGCGAACUACCCGACUCUAGUCGGAACGGAUUUACCGGGCUGGGCGACUUGCACAGGUGUAUUACAAGGUCUAUUAUUAUAAAGAACUGGACUUUUGGGUAUCUUUUGCACAGUAACUGAGGACCGUAUGUCUGUUUGAGCUUUCAUGGUGUCUCAUUCGAACAAAAUCGUACUCUUUAAUCGUGACUUUUGUGGCCUGAGCUCUUUUCUCUACGGAUAUCAUCGUCGUCGUCAUCAUCUUGUUGUUUGCAUAUAGUGGAAGUCAAGUUCAUGUCUCCAUCAGGUGAAGAACCCUACUCUUCACUCUUCACAUUCUCUGUCUCAGUGGUCUUCAAUUUUCAACUUUUCCCCUCCCCUUUUCCCCUUUUGCUAUUCAUCUGUGCUAAAGGUAAUCAUGAGACUAUGCUGUGCUAAAGAAGACCAAAAAUAUUGCAGAUAAUUUAAGUCAAGAAGAUUGGAAUUGGCCAUUGGGUUUUUUUUUUCCCCUAAGAACCGAGAACUAGACCGAAAACAGUUACAGUUUGAGAAGAAAAGAGAAGAAAGGCAAAAAGGAAGAAACUUUGGAGAGAAAUGAGUGGUGGAGCGGAAGAAGGGGCAACAUUAGAGCAUACGCCAACAUGGAUUGUUGCAGCAAUUUGUACUGUGAUUGUUGCCAUUUCUUUGGCUAUGGAACGUUUGCUUCAUGUUGUUGGGAAUGUUUUGAAGAGAAAACAACAGAAACCACUCUUUGAGGCUCUUUUGAAAGUUAAAGAGGAGUUGAUGCUCUUGGGGUUUAUAUCAUUAUUGCUGACAGUAUUUCAGAAUGCAAUUUCUAAAAUCUGUGUAUCAAGUGACGUAUUAACUAGCAUGCUUCCUUGUAAAAGGGAAGACAAUAAAGAAACCGGGGAGGGCUCCAAUCAUACGACAUCACAUUUUCAGAAGUAUUUUGCUUUAACCCUGUCUGGUGGAACCAGGCACCUACUGGCUGAGACCCCUUCCACGGGAUACUGUGCUAAGAAGGGUAAGGUACCUUUGUUGUCUGUUGAAGCGCUGCAUCAACUGCAUAUUUUUAUCUUUGUCCUGGCCAUUGUUCAUGUAACAUUCUGUGUUCUCACAGUUUCUUUUGGAGGGCUAAAGAUACGUGAAUGGAAGAGGUGGGAAGAUUCAAUUGCAGAGAAGAAUUAUGAUUCAGAGCAAGUGCUGAAGAAAAAAGUCACUCAUGUGCAGCAGCAUGCUUUUAUCCAAGAGCAUUUUCAGGGUCUUGGUAAAAAUUCAAUUCUGCUAGGAUGGGUGCAUUCUUUUUUUAAGCAAUUCUAUGCAUCGGUGACCAAAUCAGAUUAUGUGACACUAAGGCUAGGUUUCAUCAUGACACAUUGCAGGGGGAAUCCCAAGUUUAAUUUUCACAGAUACAUGAUCCGUGCCUUGGAAGAUGAUUUUAAGCAAGUUGUUGGAAUAAGUUGGUAUCUCUGGGUUUUUGUGGUCAUCUUCUUGUUGCUGAAUGUUAAUGGCUGGCAUACUUAUUUCUGGAUUGCUUUCAUUCCUUUCAUUCUUCUACUUGCCGUGGGCACCAAGCUCGAGCAUGUGAUUACUCAAUUGGCUCAUGAGGUUGCCGAGAAACAUGUAGCCAUUGAGGGGGAAUUAGUGGUUCAACCAUCGGAUGAUCACUUUUGGUUCAACAAGCCUCGUAUUGUCCUCUUCUUGAUCCAUUUUAUCCUCUUCCAAAAUGCUUUUGAGAUAGCUUUUUUCUUCUGGAUUUGGGUUCAAUUUGGCUUCGACUCCUGCAUCAUGGGUCAAGUUCGUUAUAUCGUUCCUAGGCUCGUUAUAGGGGUUUUCAUUCAGGUACUUUGCAGUUAUAGCACCUUGCCACUUUAUGCUAUUGUCACACAGAUGGGAAGCUCGUUUAAGAAGUCGAUAUUCGAUGAGCAUGUGCAAGUAGGUCUUGUUGGUUGGGCACAGAAGGUGAAGAAAAAGAAAGGCUUAAAAGCUGCUACUGGGUCUGCAGCUCAAGAAAACUCUGAGCAAAACCCUUCGGUUGCAAUUCAGAUGGGGAGAGUGUUGCGCAAUGCAUCUGCUCCUGAGGAGAUUCAUCCUUCACACGGUACAUACUGAGCGGUGCUGAGAGGCAGUGGAGCCAUACUUCAGAAAAUAUUUAUUAGGUAAUAGCAUUUGUUAUGUUUAUAUCGGAUGUACCUAGAUUCGCACCAGUGGUUUGCUUUGCGUUGCUUGGUUUUUUAGUAUAUUGUGGGUAUCAGAUUUAGAAUGAAAUGGUCAUCAGUACAGGAAAAAUUUGUUUUCUACUAAAAAGAUAGCUUGGUGAACAAGUCAAGUUUGAAAA
This is a messenger RNA of Gossypium arboreum, 2370 nucleotides long. Its product is annotated as MLO-like protein 1. The record is from RefSeq and is a predicted model, not a curated record. Gene Ontology annotation, cellular component: membrane. Bases 627 to 2144 code for a protein of 505 amino acids. The transcript is spliced from 15 exons. Gene Ontology annotation, biological process: defense response. NCBI's taxonomy places the organism in Eukaryota, Viridiplantae, Streptophyta, Magnoliopsida, Malvales, Malvaceae.